AUGGAAGGAAGACUUCAUUCUGAUCUAUUCGCGCAAGAGCGUUAUAUUCUUGGUGCUGUUCCAAUCAAGAUCAAGCUGGUGAGAUCCAGAGACCCGUUUUGUUUGGUAUCAUCCGCAGAAAAUCCCAAUUUCAAAGUGGUCAUCGAGCAGGGCCGCCCAGAGGCUGACCAGGCCCGGGGCAAAAUUUUUUUUAGGGGCCCUAUCUAAAAAAAUUUUCCCGGAAAAAUUUUUUCCGGACAACAACUUCCCCCCCCCGUCGCCAAAAAAUUUUCCGUCAGUGUACCAUUUUAGGGGUAAAAAAUUUUUUCCGGAGUACAAAAUUUUUCCGGACGAGUACGUUGCAAUUGCUUUCGAGGGACUUUAUCUCAUUUUUUUAUGCCAAAAUUCGGUACUUAGCCCAAGAAAACAGAUAUCUUGUCCUUUGCGCGGAAAUAUUUAACAGGGGCUGGGGCCCCCAGCAACUCGGGACCCGGGGCAAUUUGCCCCCUUUGCCACCCCCCCCUCUGGGCGGCCCUGUCAUCGAGGAAUGUUUGUUACGUGUACGACGAGUUAACGUAGCCCCAGGUAUUAUACUGGCUCAUUCCCAGUCCCUUAAACAAAUCACUGCCAAAUACCCAAUCAACAGGAUCGACUGCAAGGUUGUCUCCGUACCUCGGGGGAAUAUGUCUGGAAAUCAACCUAAUAUAUUUCAAGGUGGUUUACCAAAUCGUAUCGUGAUUGGAAUGGUCGACGCGGAUGUCUUUAACGGUACAUAUACGAAGAAUCCGUUCAAUUUUAAAAAUUAUGAUAUCACAACCAUGGGUCUCACUGUCAACGGAGAGAACUUACCUGGAAAACCACUACAGUUGAAAUUUGGAGCAGACAGUAAUUACAUUUCUGCUUUUCAAACGCUGUACGCCGGCGCACACAAGAUUUUUGAUAAUCAGGGUAAUGGUAUAACAUGUGAAGAAUAUGCAAACGGUUAUACACUGUUUGUGUUUGACCUCACUCCUGACUUAUGCCUUGGUGAUCAUGUACAACCGAUUAAGAACGGAAAUGUGUCAAUUGAAUGUCGAUUUGGAACACCGUUGGAGACAGCUAUAAAUAUCGUGGUACUUGGUGAAUUUCAAAGUCUUAUCGAAAUUGAUGCGAACCGGAACGUACUGUGUGAUUUCAACAACUGA
Paramuricea clavata is the source of this 1163-nucleotide messenger RNA. Lineage: Eukaryota; Metazoa; Cnidaria; Anthozoa; Malacalcyonacea; Plexauridae. The record is from the annotation of a GenBank genome assembly.